AACCGCGGCGGCUUCAGUGCGUCCGCCGCACCGCUAGGGGGCAGCGCAGACUGACGGAGGACUCCGAGCCAGAGGGAGCGAGAUUCGGAUCUGCGCGGAGCCUGCACCCCGAGCAUCCUGGAGCCCAGCUUCAACAUAGCUGACCCUGAGCUCCAACCUGGCCAAGCUGACCCAGGAUCCUGCACACCAGCCAGAGCUGACCCUGAGCCCCAGGCUAGCUGAGCUGACCCCGGGUCCUGCAUGCCAUCCAGAGAUGACCCUCAGUCGUGGCUCGACUGAGCUGACCUUGGAUCCCGCACUCCAGCCAGAGGAGACCCCCGCCCCCAGCCUGGCUGAGCUGACCCUGGAGCCUGUGCAUCGCCGACCUGAGCUCCUGGAUGCCUGUGCCGACCUCAUCAAUGAGCAGUGGCCCCGCAGCCACGCCUCCCGCUUGCACUCCUUGGGCCAGUCCUCAGACAACUUCCCCCUCUGCCUCAUGCUGCUGAGUCCCCACCCUGUGCCAGGGAAGGCUCCCAUCGUGGUGGGGCAUGCCCGCCUGUCGCGGGUGCUAGACCGGCCCCAGAGCCUCCUGGUGGAGACCGUGGUGGUGGCCCGGGCCCUGAGGGGCCGUGGCUUUGGCCGCUGCCUCAUGGAGGGCCUCGAGGUCUUUGCUCAGGCCCGGGGCUUCCACCGGUUACACCUCACCACCCAUGACCAGCUGCACUUCUAUGCCCACCUUGGCUACCGGCUGGGUGAGCCUGUCCAGGGCCUGGUCUUCACCAGCCAACGGCUGCCCGCUGCUCUGCUCAGUGCCUUCCCCAGGGCCCCUUCCCCAUGGCCACCCUCCAAGACCCCUAGCCUGACUGCCCAAGCUGCCUCAAGAGCCCCCAGAGGGCCAUCAUUGCCGCCACCCCCUCCGCUGCCUAAGCCCUUGACCGCCUCACCGCCCGCUCCACAAAGCCUGCUAGAGACACAGUACCACGACCUGAGAGGACGGCCCAUAUAUUGGAUGCAGAAGGAUAUCUGAGGGCCGUCUAGGGCAAGGCACUGUCUUUCUGGUUCAGUGGACUCCCCAAGACAGUCCCAGCCUCAGCCCCUGGCCCCGGGGCGCAGCUCUAGCUCGGCCGGGUCUCCCGGGUGCCAGUGGGGCCGGACGAGGACGGCUCCCUCCCUGGCUGUGGCUCUGAGCUGUCUGUGCGGCUGAAUAAAGGCUUCUUUUGGGUGUG
Phyllostomus hastatus (greater spear-nosed bat) is the source of this 1205-nucleotide messenger RNA. RefSeq names its product N-alpha-acetyltransferase 80, NatH catalytic subunit (gene NAA80). The coding region runs from base 254 to 1006 and encodes 250 amino acids. The record is from RefSeq and is a predicted model, not a curated record. Gene Ontology annotation, biological process: protein acetylation. The transcript has 2 exons. Lineage: Eukaryota; Metazoa; Chordata; Mammalia; Chiroptera; Phyllostomidae. Gene Ontology annotation, molecular function: N-acetyltransferase activity; acetyl-CoA binding. Gene Ontology annotation, cellular component: cytoplasm.